Coregonus sp. 'balchen' is the source of this 19579-nucleotide messenger RNA. The record is from the annotation of a GenBank genome assembly. NCBI's taxonomy places the organism in Eukaryota, Metazoa, Chordata, Actinopteri, Salmoniformes, Salmonidae.
AUGAGGGGGGCAGUGUUGGGUUUGUGGGUGUCUCUGGCCCUGUGUUGUUGCGUUCUAGGCUGGGCUGGAGGUGUAGAGGGACAGGAUACCGCAGGUGUCCAGACAGAGGUGAGACAGGCUGGACCCGUGAAGCAUGGCAGAGAGGGGGAGGAAGAGAGAGAGGAGGUUAUGAUGGACGACCCUGGCAUGGAGGUGGAGGAGAUCAAACCAAAGAAGAAGAAACCAUAGAGGAGGGAGGAGUGGAAGAGGGGACUCCUUGUAGUUAUUAGGAGGAGGGAGGAGGAGGAGGAGGUAGGGGGAGGAGGAGGAGGUAGGAGGAGGAGGAGGGGAGUGCACUUCUUCUUAUUCUUCUUCUUAUUCUUUGCUUUCUAUUCGUUCUGCUUAUUCUUAUGUUUCUUCUCUAUGUUUUUCUUAUUCGUGAGGAUUCUCUUCUUCUUAUUAUGCGUCUUCUUCUUAUCUCUUCUUGUUUCUUCUUCUUCUUCUUCUUCUUCGUCCUUUAUCCUUUUAUUGUCCUCAUUCUCUCCUUUACUGUAUAUUCAUGGCGGUCCAUCAACAUGCCAUCCCUGUUACAACAUCUUGGGGACAAACUUACCAAACACUUGGCCCAGUUUUCCCUUGUUAGAGCAUGUUCACUAACAUGUGUGGAGACCUUGACCUUGAGGUAGAGCAUGUUCACUAACAUGAGUGGAGACCUUGACCUUGAGGUAUUGACAGAGACGACCAUUGUCUAGUAGAGCUCUCAGCUGCAUGUGUCACACACUGCACCAGGGACAGUAAUGAGCUACAGAUGUAGGAUCUUAAUUUCAUCACUCUUUUGUUGCAGAGCAUUUUCCUGCUCAGCAGGAAAUGCAAACUUGCAGUGUACUUGAGUUUUUAAAGGUUUUCUAAAGUUUGUCAUUUCCACUUUGACAUUUCAGACUUGAUUUACCCUAACAAAAGAUGUAUCAACCCCUACAAAAAUUUUCAUUAAUUAUAAUCCACAUAAUAAUUUACAUUUCCUGUUGCUGCAGGAUUAUUUCCUUCUGUAGCAAGCUAGCUCAAAUUAAGAUCCUACAUCUGUACAGACACACUGCUGGGUUCAAGUUUCAAGUUGUAAUGUCACGUGCACAAGUACAGUGAAAUGCCUUUCUUGCCAGCUCUAAAUCCAACAAUGCAGUAAUCAAUAUCAAUGGAGUACUAAAAAUAACACAAGGUAGAACAAAAACACACAAUAAAUAAAAAUAAGAAAUAAGAAGAACACAAGAAAGUAAAAGGCUAUAUACAGGGUCAGUUCCAGUACCAUAUUACAAUGUGCAUGGAUACUGGAGUGAUAGAGGCAGAUAUGUAUAGGGGUAAGGGGACUAGGUAUCAAGAUAUAUGAUGGACAGAGUAGCAGCACCGUAUAUGAUGCUUGUAUGUGAGUGUGUAUGCGUGGGUGGGUACAGAGUCAGUAUAAAAGUGACGUACUGGGCUGUCCGCACCACCCUCUGUAGCGCCAUGCGAUUGAGGGCGGUUCUGUUGCCAUACCAAGCAGUGAUGCAGCCAGUCAAGAUGCUCUCAAUAGUGAGUGCCGCUGUAUAACAUUUUGAGGAUUUGAGGGCCCAUGCCAAACCUUUUCAACCUCCUGAGGGUGAAGAGGCGCUGUUGUGCUUUCUUCACGACUGUGCGCGUGUGUGUGGACCAUUUUAAGUCCUUAGUGAUUUGGACACCGAGGAACUUGACGCUCUCAACCCACUCCACUGCAGCCCCAUUAUUGUGGAUGGGGACGUACUCAUUGUUGCCGGUGAUCAGGCCUACCACCGCCGUGUCAUCAGCAAACUUGAUGAUGGUGUUGGAGUUGUGUGUGGCCACGCAGUCGUGGGUGAACAGGGAGUAAAGGAGGGGACUAAGCACACACCCCUGUGGGGCCCCCGUGUUGAGGGUCAGCAUGGCGGAGGUGAUGUUGCCUAACCUCACCACCUGGGGGCGGCCUAUCAGGAAGUCCAGGAUCUAGUUUGCAGAGGGUGGUGUUCAGUCCCAGGGUAGUAGGCUUGGUGACGACCUUGGAGGGGACAAUGGUGUUAAACACUGAGCUAUAGUCAUCUAGGUGGGUGAGGGCAGUGUGGAGUGCAAUUGAGAUUGUGUAAUGCCAGUGUUUCCUCUUGGAUACCCCGAAAAUUGGGUCAGAAUUACAGAAAGAGCCCAGAGCAUAUGAGUCGAAGUUGAAGCUGGAAUUGAGGCAAGUAGAUAUGCUGAUCUGAUGUUCAAAAGUUCUUGUCAGUUAUAAGAAACUAUUUUUUACAACCAUUCUCUCCUUACUGUCCUCUCGACAUCCCUCUUCCCCAUCCCCCUCUCUCUCGCCAUCUUCUCUACUCUCUCCAUUUCCCUCUGUUGCAGUGAGGCCAAAGCAGACCAUACAGAUAGGAAAACUAACAUUUGCUUUGCAUUUAGAAACGACACAGCUAUCUGUCAACAACAUGUCUCGGUUGAGACUGUUGACGUCUAGACCCUUUGUUUUCUCCCUAGAGUAGAGUAGUGUAGUCUUUAUUAUCAACCUAUCAUCCCGAAGACCAAUUUGCUAAGAAGCAUGAUGACAUAUGGAUACAGUUUUCUUGUGAGUGAGAGUAUUUACUUUAACUGUGCCAUUAAAAAGUUAAAACGUUUUACAUGUUUGUUUCGUAGUGGAAAAGUGGAAAGACUCCCCGCUGUAUGGAGUUGUGAGUAACCGUGUGGUGUUUGGCUGAUUCAGGGUUUUCAGUAACCACGUGGUGCAUGUGCGUGUUUGCGUGUGUGUGUGUGUGUGUGUGUAUAUGUGUGGCUAACACUACUGUAAUUUAGUGAUGAGGGAGAGAGUUACUGUGAUAUACACUUAGAGGUCUAACAGUGUUUUCUUGGCAGAACCAACUACAGUCUCAUGACCUGGACUAAGUCCACCUGUGAUAUAAUAUGAUGUUUAGAUAAAUUAUUGCAUUAUUUAGAUAUCUGAUUAAAUACAUUAUAACAUCUUUCAAAUAAGUAGAUUUUUUAGAUUUCCUGCAUACCCAGGCCCUUGAUUAUAAGAAGAUUAAAAUAUCAAUUUGUGCAAAAUACAGAAGAAGGGAUAGUCAGAAACACAUUUCCAUAAACAAGGAAAGAGAAUUUAUGACUGGGCCCAGUUGUAACAAUGGAACUGACGUUUCAUGUGCACACUAUUACAUUAUCCACUGCAUGGAGCAAAGCCAUUAGCCUACUAGUUCUUUCCAAAGCCAUUCAGGACUGUUAGAAUUAGGUUACACAAAAAAGGCUGAAUUGGCCAAAUCUGGAACCACUGAGAUAUAUUUUAUUUGGUUGUGCUGCAUGGAGAUGAAAUUAUGAAUCAAAAUGACAAGAUAUCUGUAUUUGUCUUGUGAUAAAAUGGCAUGAUUCAUGGUGCCGCAGACACGCCACACGGAUCGUCGGGAGCUUCCUUGUUUUUACCUUCAGACAUCCAUGUAUCUUCAUGGAAGAUCGUCCCCCUUCUUUAAGCUUAAGUUCUCACUGACUCUGUAGUAUAACCUCAUUGGUUGACAGUACUUGAGGAGCAUCCUCACCCACCAAUAGGAUGUUAGUGGAACAGGUGAGUAGACCAAGAGAGAGUAGACAUUUUACUGGGUGGUGUGUUUAGCUGGCCUGGCUGUGUGUGUGAGGAUGUUGACAUUUACAUUUUAGACAGCUAGGUAAUGCUGUGAUGUCAUCAUGGAACCAUAACAUAGCUGCAGCAGCUGGUCUACUUAAGUCUACUGGGAGAAAAAAAGCUAUUCUCUGUUCAUACAGUCCUGUGUCUGUCUGCUAGUCUGAGGGUAAUUACAUAUAGGAUGGCAAUCACUAAUACUUUUAAUUACAAACUAAACCUUUUCUACAAACACAUACCAAAUGAAGCAUUAUUCACAAGCCACAACUCAUCAACCAGGAACAGUUGGACAGAUAUCGACACAAGGGUCGUCAACACAGCAGGUUUGAGUUUGGCCGGCUGGCUGCUUGGUCCAAAACCAAAACAAAGCAGUGACCAUGCGUCAUUACUGAACCACUGAACACUGUGGGAGAGGAGGAAUGUGUUCAGGCCCUUUAGGAAAUAGGAGAGAGAAGAGAGGGAGAAAGAGAGGGCAAAGGGAUACCUGUGGAGAGAUUUCUGCUGUCUGCUUCUCUCUCAAUGUCAAUUCAAUUUCAAUUUAAGGGCUUUAUUGGCAUGGGAAACGUAUGUUAACAUUGCCAAAGCAAAUGAAGUAGAUAGUAAACUAAGUGAAAUAAACAAUAAAUAUUAACAGUAAACAUUACACUCAGAAGUUCCAAAAGAAUAAAGACAUUUCAAAUGUCAUAUUAUGUAUAUAUACAGUGUUGUAACGAUGUGCAAAUAGUUAAAGGGAAAAUAAAUAAACAUAAAUAUGGGUUGUAUUUACAAUGGUGUUUGUUCUUCACUGGUUGCCCUUUUCUUGUGGCAACAGGUCACAAAUCUUGCUGCUGUGAUGUGUUAUUUCACCCAGUAGAUAAGGGAGUUGAUCAAAAUUGGGUUUGUUUUCGAAUUCUUUGUGGAUCUGUGUAAUCUGAGGGAAAUAUGUGUCUCUAAUUUGGUCAUACAUUUGGCAGGAGGUUAGGAAGUGAGGCUCAGUUUCCACCUCAUUUUGUGGGCAGUGUGCACAUAGCCUGUCUUCUCUUGAGAGCCAGGUCUGCCUACGGCUGCCUUUCUCAAUAGCAAGGCUAUGCACACUGAGUCUGUACAUAGUCAAAUAUUUCCUUAAAUUUGGGUCUGUCACAGUGGUCAGGUAUUCUGCCUCUGUGUACUCUCUGUUUAGGGACAAAUAGCAUUCUAGUUUGCUCAGUUUUUUUGUUAAUUCUUUCCAAUGUGUCAAGUAAUUCUCUUUUUGUUUUCUCAUGAUUUGGUUGGGUCUAAUUGUGUUGUUGUCCUGGGGCUCUGUGGGGUAUGUUUGUGUUUGUGAACAGAGCCCCAGGACCAGCUUGCUAAGGGGACUCUUCUCCGAGUUCAUCUCUAUGUAGGUGAUGGCUUUGUUAUGGAAGGUUUGGGAAUCACUUCCUUUUAAGUGGUUAUAGAAUUUAAUGGCUCUUUUCUGGAUUUUAUCAUUAGCGGUUAUCGGCCUAAUUCUGCUCUGUGUGCAUUAUUUGGUGUUUUUCGUUGUACACAGAGGAUAUUUUUGCAGAAUUCUGCAUGUAGAGUCUUAAUUUGGUGUUUGUCCCAUUUUGUGAAUUCUUGGUUUGUGAGCGGACCCCAGACCUCACAACCAUUAAGGGCAAUGGGUUCUAUAACUGAUUCAAUUAUUUUUUAGCCAGAUCCUAAUUGGUAUGUCGAAUUUUAUGUUCCUUUUGAUGGCAUAGAAGGCCCUUCUUGCCUUGUCUCUCAGAUCGUUCACAGCUUAGUGGAAGUUACCUGUGGCGCUGAUGUUUAGGCCGAGGUAUGUAUAGUUUUUUGUGUGCUCUAGGGCAACGGUGUCUAGAUGGAAUUUGUAUUUGUUUUUGGAACACCAUUAUUUUUGUCUUACUGAGAUUUACUGUCAGGGCCCAGGUCUGACAGAAUCUGUGCAGAAGAUCUAGGUGCUGCUGCAGGCCCUCCUUGGUUGGUGACAGAAGCACCAGAUCAUCAGCAAACAUUAGACAUUUGACUGCAGAUUCUAGUAGGGUGAGGCCGGUUGCUGCAGACUGUUCUAGUGCCCUCGCCAAUUCAUUGAUAAAUAUGUUGAAGAGGGUGGGGCUUAAAUUGCAUCCCUGUCUCAACCCAUGGCCCUGUGGAAAGAAAUGUGUGUGUGUUUGCCCAUUGUAACCGCACACUUGUUGUUUGUGAACAUGGAUUUUAUAAUGUCGUAUGUUUUUCCCCCAACCCGACUUUCCAUCAAUUUGUAUAGCAGACCCUCAUGCCAAAUUGAGUCAAAAGCUUUUUUGAAAUCAACAAAGCAUGAGAAGACUUCGCCUUUGUUUUGGUUUGUUUGUUUGUCAAUAAGGGUGUGCAGGAUGAAUACUUGGUCUGUCGUACGGUAAUUUGGUAAAAAGCCAAUUUGACAUUUGCUCAGUACAUUGUUUUCACUGAUGAAAUGAACUAGUCUGCUGUUAAUGAUAAUGCAGAGGAUUGUCCCAAGGUUGCUGUUGACGCAUAUCCCACAGUAGUUAUUGGGGUCAAAUUUGUCUCCACUUUUGUGGAUUGGGGUUAUCAGUCCUUGGUUCCAAAUAUUGGGGAAGAUGCCAGAGCGAAGGAUGAUGUUAAAGAGUUUAAGUAUAGCUAAUUGAAAUUUGUGGUCUGUAUAUUUUAUCAUUUCAUUGAGGAUACCAUCAACACCACAGGCCUUUUUGGGUUGGAGGGUUUGUAUUUUGUCCUGUAGUUCAUUCAAUGCAAUUGGAGAAUCCAGUGGGUUCUGGUAGUCUUUAAUAGUUGAUUCUAAGAUUUGCAUUUGAUCAUUAAUCUUUUUUUUGCUGUUUGUUCUUUGUUAUAGGGCGAAAAAGAUUGUAGAAGGGGUUUAUCUAUACAUCUCUGUUUUGGAUAGAUAGCUAUUCGUGUUGUUGUUUGUUUAGUGUUUUAGAGAUUUUUAGAUUUGAAAGGGAAGCUGAGAGGUCAAAUAUACUGUUUAGUUUUUCUACUGCCAAGUUUAAACCUUCACUAUUACAGUGGAACGUUUUGUCCAGGAAGUUGUCUAAAAGGGAUUUAAUUUGUUGUUGCCUAAUAGUUUUUUGGUAGGUUUCGACACUACUUUCCAUCCAUCUAUAGCAUUUCUUAAUAUUAUUCAGUUCCUUUGGCUUUGAUGCCUCAUGAUUGAGUAUUGCUCUGUUCAAGUAGACUGAUUUUGCUGUGGUCUGAUAGGGGUGUCAGUGGGCUGACUGUGAACGCUCUGAGAGACUCUGGGUUGAGGUCAGUGAUAAAGUAGUCUACAGUACUACUGCCAAGAGAUGAGCUAUAGGUGUACCUACCAUAGGAGUCCCCUUAAAGCCUACCAUUGACUAUGUACAUACCCAGCGUGCGACAGAGCUGCAGGAGUUGUGACCCGCAGGUGUGGGAGAGUGUCUCGCUGGUCUGGGCGGGUGUCUGUUGAUCUGUUGCUCCUGUGUGAGGUGUUGGGUCUGCGGUUGAGGGGCGAUAUCCUUUAGGGUUCGGGCGAAGGUGGGCACUGCUGCCUUGUAUGGUGGACCUGGUCAUAAAGGCUGUUCAAGUCCAGGGUGGAGUGGUGGGCCAGGUAGACAUUUGGUUUUGAGGCACAGUCACAGGAAAUACUUGCGUUUACCUGCUGUAUGGUAGCAGGGUGGAAGUCUUUUUGUAGUAGCAGGGUUGAGAUAACCACUUGUGCGUUGGGGAAAGUAGAAGAAGCUUUUUCUAUCACUCUCUUGAGUGCUGUGGCCACUCUUUCAUGCUGUGUUCUCAGGUUGUUUGUUCCUGUGUGUAUUAUUAUGUGGCUGGGUGAUCCUAGUUGGUCCUCAGACAGAAGGUCUAGGGCGCGAUGGGUGUUUGGACACCAGAGUUUAGACACUGUGUGUUUGGGAAAAUGUUUAUUUUCUUGUAUGUAUUUCCCAUUUGAGUCCAUAAGGAGUACAAUCUGUGGCUUGUGUAUGUCCUCAGUGGGUGUGGGGGGGUCAUCAGGAGGGCUAUCAGGGUGGCUGAUAUGGGGGGUGCUCAGAGGGGUUGGGAUCCCCUGGGCUUGGGUUUCUUCAUUUGUUUCUCCGGCUGUGAUGUCGAGGUUAUGGUCAGGGUUUAGGGUGUACUGUUCUGCUGCGGUGUCGAGACUCUGGUCAGGAUCUGAGGUCGGCUGUUCUGCUGGCUUCUCUGCGGACAUGGCCAGCUCUCUAUAACGGGUUGUUCUCUGUCACCCGUCAUCAUUCUCACCUUUUCCUCCAGCACUCUGAUCCUCUCCUCUAGUGCUCUGUUCUUCUCCUGCUCCUGCUCUUUCUCCUGUUGAUGUUGUCUCACCACAGUCCAGAGUGCAGACAUGUCUCUCUCCACCUCCAGCUCUCCAGGUCUAGUUAAGGGGGUGUUGUUGUGCUGGACUGUUGUCUGGGUCUGUGCUGACUGGAGUGUGUUCACCUGCUGUUCCAGCUCCACCUGCCUUACCUCUAGCUGGGUGAAUUUAUCCUUCACUUCAAUGAGGGAGUAAUACUCUGUGCUGGGAAGUUGACUUUCCGCUUGGGGUUGCUCGUCUGUGGGGUUAUUAUUGAAGAGGUCUGGUCUGACCCGCUCGGGGUGGGGGUAUCUUUCUCAAGGGAGAGCUUCUCCUGCUGAGCUAUUUCUUUGUUUAGGUGAAAGUCCAGCUGAAACUGUUUGGGGUUGCCCUGUACCAAUACUGUUCCAGAUUUAUAGAGAUGUAUAUUAGCUGACUCAGCGUCAUCAUUGUCUAGUAUCCUGAGUUUCCACCCAUCACUAACACCCCCCCUCUUAACAGAGGGGUAGUGUGUUAAUAUAGCACUGUGCCAUGCAAGGGGAUGUGUGGAAGAUACGGUUGCUUAUGUUCCCAUUUUUAUAAAAGUCAGCAAAAAGUGUCUCUUGAUUUCCCAUACGGAGCAUUUUGUACUCUUAUCAUGUCUUAUCAUUCUUUACAUACAGAGGGUACUGUAUUUUAAUUACCUCUGAACAGCGGAAGGGUGUUUCUAAGGCCUCUCCAUUUGGUUGGGGUAGACUGCAACUCUCCUGCCAUUGUUGGGCUCAAGGGCUUUGACACCUCUCACUUCACACGUCAGUGCUAAUUGAAGUUGUAUCUCUUUGUCCUAGCAAGCUUGGUAGCCUUAGCAUUCAGUCCUUAUAAAGUAAAAUAUAUCACUGUAAUAUAUUUUUCUUCUUGGUUUUUGAAAGUAAAAAAUAGCUUCAGACUAAACAUUACUCACUCUGUUCAAGGUUGGAUGGUGUUUUCAGGUUUCUGUUUGUUUGCCAGAGCAUUUGCUGUAUAGCUUGUGAAUAGUAAUCCUUGGUAGUAGAAAGCCUUCCAGGUAAUUCCAGGUAAUUCUGUCCAAAAUCAGGUUGUAGGUUUGGAGUUUUGGAGUUUUGGUUUGGAGUGAAGGUUAUGUUGUGGAGGGUAGCAUCCUGUAUAUGUCCCUGCCAAAAAAUCAAAGUUAAUCUAACUCUAAAUCUCACGUCACCCUCCUCCUCCGCACACUCCACUGGCUUCCAGUUGAAGUGUAUUUUUUGUAAAAGCAUGCUGAAAAAUGCGGGAGCUCUCUCUCUAUCAUUUGCUCUUGCUCUCUCUCUCUCUCUCUCUCUCUCUCUCUCUCUCUCUCUCUCUCUCUCUCUCUCUCUCUCUCUCUCUCUCUCUAUCUCUCUUUCAUGCUGUAGUUAGUGGUCCCAUAUUCUGUUCCAACCUUCUGUUCUCUUUCUCUAUUUUUCUGGAUGGGGCUGGGGUGUAGUAAUUGUGGAGGUCACUUACUCACUCACACGCUCUCUCUCUCUCUUCAGUAAACUCUCUCUCUCCCUCUCUCUCUCCCUUUCUCUUUUCAGCCAGGGCAAAGAAAGCCGCAGAGAAGGAGGCCAAAGCCAAGAAGCAGAAAGCCCCCAAGGCACCGAAAGCCACCAAGGCACCCAAAGCCCCGAAACCCACUAAAAAACCCAAAGCCACCAAGGCACCCAAGAAGCCCAAGGCCACCAAGGCACCAAAGGCCACCAAGACACCUAAAGCCACCAAGGCACCAAAGGCCACCAAGACACCUAAAGACACCAAGGCGCCUAAGGUCACCAAGUCCAAAGCUACGAAGGCCUCCAAGACAUCAGCAUGGAAGGAGGAGGGGGUGAAGCCGGUGACCAGGAGACCCAGUCUGGAAGAGGAGGAGGAGAAACUGCUGAUUGAGCUGGGCUGGGACAGAUGUACGUAUAUAGAUAAUUUUAAUAUAAUUUUAUAGUUAUGCAUUGGAUGUACAUAGCGCUUUUCUAGGACCAAAGAUGCUUUACAAUAGUGCGUUAGUCUUUUAGUGCAGGUAGACUGUACAUUGAGUAAAUAAUAUAUUAUUUUAAUGCAGUGUGUUGGUUUGUGAUUUAAUAAAAUGGCUGUACUGUCUCUGUAGUGAUCACACCUGUGACCCCUAAGGAUCCUCGAGAGCCAGGCCAGGGUAAGAGAUGGUUUGACAUAAGACUAUGAGAUCUUUAGGAGAUAUUAGAGCAUCUGUGUGCUAAUCUGUUCCCUAUGAGUUGGUUCUUUUCAUGUCAGACCUUUAAAAACAAGCAGGCCACGUUAAUGUAAUGUAAUGUUACAGUAUAAUCUCAUUCAUUUGCAAUGCGAGGCGACUGAGUUGACUCUGUGUUGUGGUUUGUGUGUGUUGUUUCUGCCCAGUAGACAGGAGACCCUCGGGACCCACACCUCCCUCUACUGGCUCCAAGACCCUGACAGAGCAUGAGCAAGAUUACUGGGACGCCAAGAGUAUGUCUGACAACUCAACUAGCUAUCACUUUCAAUUCAAUCUUCUCUGAUUUGAAGCAUGAAUUUAGCUUGGCAGAGAUUAUGGUCAUAUGUCAUCAAUAAGCUAUUACAACAAAAGCAAAACACUCAUGUUGUCAAAGCCAUUUCUAAUGUUUGUGACAGUUGAGAGGAAACAUCUAUUUUCAUGAACAGUACAGUAACAGAAAGUUGUUGUGAAGUUGUUCAGCCCUCUAAGACAUCUAAAUGUCUGUUUCCAUCUCUGACAGUGGACAGAGAGAGGACCACCACUGAGGUCAUCAUGUAUGUACCAGGUAAACAGCCCAUCACAUAAAUGAAUUGGGCGAUACUUGAGAGGACACAUUUGAACAAUUCAAUGUAUUUACCAUGCAUGCACAUUUUCUUUCAGAGGAAACCACAGUGCCGCCAAUGCCCUGGUACGAAGAGUAUGAUUAUGCAGACUGUACGUACAUCACAUGUUAUGUCUGUCUAUUUGUCUGUCUGUCUCUCUUUCCUGCAAUUGUUUGGUCAUGUAUGAUCACCUGUAUGAGCAGCCUGUACUGUCUGCAUUUGUUGUGUGAUCAUGUUGGUAAGAGCACCCCCCUCUAACCUCUCUCUAACCUCUCUCUAACCUCUCUCUAACCUCCCUCUAACCUCUCUCUAACCUCUCUCUAACCUCUACAGUGGCAGCUAAAAAACUUGAGGAGGAGGCGGAGAAAGCUCGCAAGGAGAAGGAGGAAAAAGGUCUGAAUCACUUUGAUCUGUCUGUCAGAGGGAACCCUGUAGCCCUGUCCCUUUAGGGCCCCCUUAUGUGUUAAUGAAUCACUUACAGAGACAACUGGGUUGUUUAUGGAACAAGGACCAUUAUAGCCUGUAGAUUGAAACAUUGUCAAUGUUGGGGAGUGGAGGGAGAAAAGGGCAGUGGCUGUGUGUGAGAGAGGGGGAUGGAUUGAGGAAGAGAGAGAGAGGACAGGGCGGGAGAAGGAUAGGAAGCGGGUUUAUCAAAACAGCUACUGCCAUGUGUUGGGGCCCUGGGCCGGUUGAUGUCAGUGAGAGAGACGGGGGAGAAGGGGGGAGGGAUAAAGAGAGGGAAAAAGGGAGGAAGGAUAGGAGGGGGUUGGGGUUCAUUUUGAGUGUGUGCAGGACCGCAGGCUGUCUGCUUGAGAAGAGAUUUCAAGUGUAUACUUGAAAAUCAGUCACUACCCUGUGUAUCAGUAUAGUUUCAUUGGAUAAAGUGAAACAUCUGUUUACGUGAAUAUGCAGACUUAUGGGAGAGAAAUGGAAUGGCAGUGAUUGUAAUAUUCAGUACUCUACUAGCAGCAGCACAUAUGGAAGUAUUUGAUGCUUGGUGAGUUGGAGAGCCAUGACGGUGUGUUCCCAUCAUGCAUCACAGUGGAGCGGCUGAGGAAGAAGUGGGAGGAGGAAGAGGAGGAGAGGCUGAGGCAGAUCCCGGUACAUGCCGAACCCAAGAGUAAGGAAAUCGCCUCAACACUGGUUUUCAUAUUAAUUCAUGAUCAGCUUCAACUUGCAAGUUGCUCUGGAUAAAAAUAUACUCCUUUCCCUACCCCCAGUUUUACAGUGACCCCAACAGGACAUGACAGUGCCUGUGUGCAUCAGAGUGUGCUGUGCGUCCCUUACAUCAGGGUUUCCCAAACUCGGUCCUGGGGUGCAUGUUUUAGUUUUGGUAUCAGCUGUGUAGUGCUAGGGCAAAAAGCAAAAUGUGCAGCCAGGGGGGGGCCCAGGACUGACUUUGGGAAACCCUGCCUUACAUGACUGUCUAUCUGCUGCAGCUGGACUGUUGACCUUUUUUCUCCUGUCUACUGUAACAACCUGGCUUUCUCCCCAAUCAGAAUUCUGGUCCUGCCAGAAAGACAUGUUUUACUGUACAGUCAGACUUGGAGAAGACUAGCAUGUUCUCUUUCUUUCUCUUCCUCUUACAAGCAUCAGAUUUUAGACUUGUUUUAUGGCCUUUUGAGACCUCAUAAAAAGGAAAAAGGUUGCUGUGAGAAAAUAAAAGCAUUUUGCCGCACUUGAAAACAAACCAUUCUCUUUUCACCCUUUCAGAAUCCACAAAAGUAUUGUGUGUGUGUGUUGGUCAGUGUGCGUGCGUGCGUGCCUGCGUGUGUGUGUUCAGGUGUGUGUGUGUGUUUGUGUACGAUGGGGUCAGCAUCAACAGAGUGCUUUCAGCCUGUUGCUAUUGACGACUAUAGACCAAAACAUUUAGCAGACAGAAACUGUUUUGUAAACUUUAUUUGACAAUAAAGCAGAUAAAACGAAAAUGAAAUAAUGUUAUUUUUUGGAGUGUGUCCCAUUAUUUAUUACUUGUUUCGUUUUGUUCCCAGAAUGCCCUCCUCUAGGUCUGGAGUCCCAUCGUGUUAACGAUGACCAGCUGCUGGCCUCUUCUCAGUCUCACCAUGGCUUCUCUGCUCAGCGGGGCAGGCUCAACAUGCAGGUAAACACUGUACUACACUACACUGUAGUAUAGAUACACAGUAAUAUAGAGUACUACACCAUAGUACUGCCUCGUCUAAGUCUCACCACGGCUUCUUUGCUCAGAAAAGCAUGCUCAACAUGCAGGUACACACAGUAUGAUACACUAUACAACAGUAUAUUAGACUUUACUACACUAUACUACAAACACCACAGUACUGCCUCGUCUGAGACUCACCACGACUUCUCUGCGCAGAGAGGCAUGCUCAACAUGCAGGUACACAGAUUAUACUACACUAUCACUGGCAUACCACACACCCCCGCAGCCCCCGCAAGGCAUGGGGGCCCCCUACCCAACAACAAAACAAACAACAACAACAACAAAAAAAUAGGAUAUGAACAAGUCAUAUGCCAUGGCAAUUACAGGAAAUUUGCUUUAAAACCGCAAAACUGCGGUACGCCACUGUACGCUAUAUUACAGACACGUACGGCAGCUUUAUAGAUACUGAAUGUUGUAAUACCCAUUAUACUGGUUGUAUUCUAAUGUUCCUAUGGACAAACGCACCAACCAAAUCUUCACAUAAAAUCAGCAGACACACAGCCCCAACACAUCUGACCAGAGAGGGGACCACUUUGUCUCCCCAGAGCUCCGGUGAUGAGGAGGGUGUGUACGGGGGUGCGUGGUGUGCCGAGCCAGAGGAGAAGAACCACUGGUUUGAGGUGGAUGCUCGCAGAGAGGUGGAAUUCACUGGAGUAAUCGUACAGGGCAGGAACUCAGACACAGCGUAAGUCCUGCUGCCUGGGGUCACUGCACUGGGGUUCACUGCACCGUUCACACAGCCAGGGCCAGGUGGAAUCCCUAUUAACCUGCACAAUUUAUUUGAAAUGAACAAUACACAUACAUCAAUAGGUUGAGUUUUAUCCAUUAGAUAAGCAGAAUGCUGUAGAAGGGAUUAUAGGGGAAAAGUAAUAGGAAAUGGAAUCUUACCUGUGGAAUCAUCUGGCACUUUGAAUGUUAGAGAUAGCAUGUUGAAUAUUCGUAUUUACAUUUACAUUUACAUUUACGUCAUUUAGCAGACGCUCUUAUCCAGAGCGACUUACAAAUCGUAUGACUUGUAAAGUGUAAAGUCUCUCUCUCUCUUUCUCUCUCGCUCUCUUUUUCUUCUCUCUCUGUAUUUCAGGGAAGAUUUUGUAUCCACGUUCUACGUGUCCUUCAGUAAUGACAGUCGUGAUUGGACGGUGCUCCAUGAUGGCUAUGCUGAGUGGGUCAGUGUAGCCGCCAAUUUAAUAUCCAAAUAAUCUCUAAACUUUCCUCCUCUCUAACCUCUCCCCUCCCUCUCCUCUCCUCUCCAUACCCUCCCUCUCCUCCUCUCUCCUCCUCUCUCCUCUCCUCUCCAUACCCUCCCUCUCCUCCACUCUCCUCCUCUCUAACCUCUCCCCUCCCUCUCCUCUCCUCUCCAUACCCUCCCUCUCCUCCUCUCCCCUCCCUCUCCUCUCCUCUCCAUACCCUCCCUCUCCUCCACUCUCCUCUCCUCUCCAUACCCUCCCUCUCCUCUCCUCUCCAUACCCUCCCUCUCCUCCACUCUCCUCCUCUCUCCAUACCCUCUCCUCCUCCUCCACUCUCCUCCUCUCUCCAUACCCUCUCCUCCUCCUCCUCCUCCUCCCUCCCCCUCUUCUUCCUCCCUCUCCCCCUCUCUCCUCUCCUCUCCAUACCCUCCCUCUCCUCCACUCUCCUCCUCUCUAACCUCUCCCCUCCCUCUCCUCUCCUCUCCAUACCCUCCCUCUCCUCCUCUCCCCUCCCUCUCCUCUCCAUACCCUCCCUCUCCUCCACUCUCCUCUCCUCUCCAUACCCUCCCUCUCCUCUCCUCUCCUCUCCUCUCCUCUCCAUACCCUCCCUCUCCUCCACUCUCCUCCUCUCUCCAUACCCUCUCCUCCUCCUCCACUCUCCUCCUCUCUCCAUACCCUCUCCUCCUCCUCCUCCUCCUCCUCCCCCUCUUCUUCCUCCCUCUCCCCCUCCAACCCUCCAGUUGUUCUAUGGGAACGUGGAUAGGGACUCUCCAGUGAUGGUGCAGUUUGAUUGGCCAACCGUGGCACGUUACAUCCGUAUCCUUCCCCAGAGCUGGAACGGCAGCCUGUGUCUCAGAGUUGAGGUCAUGGCCUGCCAACUGACCAGUGAGUACAAUACAAUGCAUAACCCCAUCAACCCUCCAUAACUCCAGAACGUCAUCACAUCCCUAACUCCAUCACCUUCAUAACCCUUAAAAUGAUAAUCACCUCCUCAACCAUCCCUGUUACUCCCCCAUGAAUGAUCACUCCCAUGUGUAUUCAGUCUGCCCUACCCUCCCCGCAGGCAGAUUCCGUAGUGAGAAUGAGGUCAACCCCACAGACAACCUGGACUUCAGACACCACAACUAUAAGGACAUGAGACAGGUGAGUCUGAAGAGUGUGACAGGUGAGCUUGACACUGUCCUUCCUUCAUCUCUUCCUCAUCCCUCUCUCCUCUCCUCUCUUCCUCCUCUCUCUCUGUCUCCCUCCAUCUUUCCAUCUCUCCCUCCAUCACUCCCUCCUCCCUCGUCUCUCUCCCUCUCUCCCUUCUCCCUCGUCCACCUCUCUCCUCCCUCCCUCUCUCCAUCUCAGAUGAUGAAGGUGAUAAAUGAGGAGUGUCCUAACAUCACUAGGAUCUAUAACAUUGGGAAGAGCUCUUCAGGCCUGAAGAUGUAUGCCAUGGAGAUCUCUGACAACCCCGGGGAACAUGAGACAGGUGUGUGUGUGUGUGUGUGUGUGAUAGGUGAGCCAUACAGCAAAGGAACACACACACAUACUAACUGAUCACAAAACACCGUCACAUGAUGACGUCAUCUUCCUCACCAGGUGAGCCGGAGUUCCGCUACACGGCUGGUCUCCAUGGUAAUGAGGUGCUGGGGCGGGAGCUGCUCCUCCUGCUGAUGCAGUUCAUGUGUAAGGAGUAUAACGACGACAACCCCCGAGUGCGCCGCCUGGUGGAGGGAGUGAGAAUACACCUUGUUCCCUCACUCAACCCCGACGCCUACGAACUGGCCUACGAGAUGGUGAGGGACCUGGGCUCAUUCCAGAAAGAUGCUCCAACAAGGAAUAUACAGUAUAUGUUUCAACUGAUGAAACUGGAACCAAUGUUACAUUACAUACUGUCCUUUCCAUAUGCGGUUUCUCACACCCCUGGCCCCACACUCCCUGCUCUUAGAGGUGUAUAAUCUCUCCAAUAGAGAUCCUUUCUUUAUUAUUUUCUAGCCUCCUCUCUCAUUUCCAGGGCUCUGAGAUGGGGAACUGGGGUCUGGGCCACUGGACUGAGGAGGGAUACGAUAUCUUCCAGAACUUCCCGGACCUCAACAGUGUUCUAUGGGGGGCAGAGGACAGGGGCUGGGUCCCACGCAUUGUACCCAAUCACCACAUCCCACUCCCAGAGAACUUCCUCGAUGGCUCGGUAGGUGUUAGGGCUACAGAUAUAUUUUUUUAAUGUUUAUUAUUUUGUAUUGUUAAUUUUCCAAUUAUACUAUGGUUUGUAUUUCUGGUGUUAGAUCUACAUUUCUCUCUCUCUCUCUCUCUCUCUCUCUCUCUCUCUCUCUCAUGCUAUCCUCUCUCUCUCUCUAUCUCUCUAUCAUCUCUCUCUCUCUCUCUCUCUCUCUCUCUCUCUCUCUCUCUCUCUCUCUCUCUCUCUCUCUCUCUCUCUCUCUCUCUCUAGGUUGCCCUGGAGACCAAAGCCAUCAUUAACUGGAUGGAGCGGACCCCAUUUGUGUUGGGAGCCAAUUUUCAGGGGGGAGAGAAAGUGGUGGCGUACCCGUUUGACAUGCAGCGGCCUCCAAAGGCUACAGGGGUGGGUUCUGUUCUGACUGGAAUAAGAUGAAUCAGCACUGGCAGGGCUGGAUUACCGAACGAGCACUCAGGGCACAUGCCCCGGAGCCCCGACUUCCAGGGGGCCCCGAACCCCAAAAAUCAUAUGCUAUCUGGGCUAUGAUAGCAAAAUGUUCUCUCAGCCUCAUGGCAAAAUGUGAACAAAAGCAUAAGAUGAGCAAUGAAACAGAAGACACCAUUGCAAAAAGUGUAGAAUUGCAGGAAAUGAUCUUAAAACUGCCUUGGGGCCCCAAAUGCGGUAGUCCGCCCUGAACACUGGUGUCCAAAGGUAUUCCACUAUUUAGUGAAUUUCUAUAUAGGGAAUUUCAGACAUACCCAAGGAAUUAUAUCUGCACUGGGAGCCAAGAGGAUAGGGUUCCAUUUCAGGCCUAGCCCUGGUCUCUUCUAUAACAUUAACAUAUGUCUAAUGCCUCUGUCUUCCAACAGACUUUGGGGUCUUGGCGUGGGUCGAGACCCGGUGUGGACCAUGAGAUGAACGAGGAAACGUGGGCCCGGAUGCAGCGUCAGAACGGGGACGCGCUACGGGAGACGUCUGACAACACCAUGUUCCGCUGGCUGGCCAUGUCGUACGCCCACAGCCACCUGACCAUGACGGAGACCCAGCGGGGUUCCUGCCACACAGACGACAUCUCUGGGGGACAGGGCAUCAUCAACAGGGCCAGCUGGAAACCUGUGGUGGGAAGUGAGUGUCUAUGGGGCGGGGGAGUAAGGGGAAGAGGGAGACAGAGAUGGGGAGAAAAAAAGGAAAGGAGAGAGUAUGACAAAGAGAGAAUGAGUUCCCACGGGGGGCCAGUAUGAAAAAAUUAUAAUGUAUGCACUCACUAACUGUAAGUCGCUCUGGAUAAGAGCGUCUGCUAAAUGACUAAAAAAAAAAAUGAGAGAGGAAGAGAAAAGUAUGGACAAAUCUGGUGAGAGAGAGAGAGAGAGACAGACAGUGUUACAACACUCCUAAUUAACCCUAUAUCAUGUAUUCUUCCCUCCCCACCACACUGUAAACCCACAGGUAUGAAUGACUUCAGCUACCUGCACACUAACUGCUUUGAGCUGUCUGUCUUCCUGGGCUGUGACAAGUUUCCUCAUGAAAGUGAGCUGCCUCUGGAGUGGGAGAACAACCGGGAGGCACUACUGUCCUUCAUAGAACAGGUGAGAAAACACAGAUAACAUCAUUUAAUACUUAUUAUUGUCUUUUUAAACCAUUCUCAUUCUUGUUUUUUAACGUAUUUAAUGUGUCUUUACUGGAAACUGUACUGUAUGUUGCUGUAUGAAAAUAGCUAGUUUAUACGCUGAUUGUAUUGCUCCCAGUGAUGUCAUCUGAGCAUUGAGCCCUGAUAUAGGUGCUGUUUCCUGUUUCAUGUGCCAGGUGCAUCGUGGGAUAAAGGGCAUAGUGAGGGACAUGGAGGGUAAACCCCUGGCCAACGCCACCAUCUCUGUGGACGGUGUCAAGCACGAUGUCAAGACUGGUAAACCUGCAUUUACACACACACACACACACACACACACACACACACACACACACACACAAACACACAGCACAUCCCAGAGGCAGACCGCAAACCACAGAGAACAGUUCUUACCAGAAGGUCUUACUUUUAAUGUACAUGGUAGUUCAUUGAGAAAAAAAAUGAGGAAUCAACAAAAUCUCUGCUCCUCUUUCUCUCUCUUUCUGCUCAUUCCCUUUCUCACACCCUCUUCCUCUCUCUCUCCCUCUUCCUCACCCCCCCCCCCCCCCCCCCCACCCUCUAGCUGCAGCGGGUGACUACUGGAGGUUGUUGAACCCCGGGGAGUACCGUGUGACGGCCCGCACCGACGGCCACACGCCCCAGACCCGGCUGUGCAUUGUGGGCUAUGACUCCGGGGCCACCCCCUGUAGCUUCACCCUAGCCAAGUCCAACUGGGACCGCAUCAAGCAGAUCAUGGCCCUCCAUGGCAAGAGGCCCAUACGGCUUGUUACCAAGGCACCCCCCCAGGCAGGAAGUGACAUCAGCGGUGGGUCAGUUGGCAGUGUAGACGUAGCAAAGACGGGCGCCAGUGGCGGGACGGGCGGUACGUCGGCCAACUCCCAUAAUGCAGAGCGUCUCCGGCGGUUACGGCUGAUGCGCCUGCGCAAGCUGCACCAGCAGAGACUCAGGAAUAACCUCUCCACCACCACGACCGUUGCCACGACGACCACCACGGCAGCCCCCACAACGAUGGCGGCGCUGGAGACAGAGAGCACUACUUCCUGGUAUGACUCGUGGUUCCCUGUGGAGAGUUCGUACACAGAGCCCACGCCUGCUGAGGUCCUCACAGAGACCCAGGAGUCAGAGCCUACACAGGACUACACCUUUGAGUACAAGUUCGAUGAUUACUAAAGUGAAUUUAAUUUAAUUGCUAAAGUAACAAAUUACAGUUAUUAAAUACACAAUCAUAACAAAGGCAUUAUUCAAAUUGUGGGAAAUUAAAAACAAAAUGUAAUUCCUUGCAGAGCUGAAAGAAAAUAUAGCAUUCUUUUUUUUUUACACUUAUUUUAAAAGAAGAAUGCUUUCUCUGUGCUAUUCCAUUAAUGUCUCAUGAUGAUCUUAAAUGUAUUCGGAUAUAUUUUUGUAAUGCUCACACAUAGAUCAGAGAAUAGGCUACUUUCUCUCUCUGCAGAGCAGGGAGUUAAUCGCAUGUUAUUCAUAUUAUUUACUUAAGCAAGCCUAUUCUGAGACGUAGACAUAAAAUAGCCUUGACAUAAUAGGGUGCUUCAAAUAUUUCACAAUGAAAGAGUAUAAAAAAGUUAUUUGACACUCACGCUGAAGUCAUGCUUUGCUUCAAAAUGUUGAUUCUGAUGUUUGGUUAAAUAUGAUUACUAAUAUCAGUGGAAACUGCCGUGUGUGUAUUGUCACAUUAAAGGAAUGUUCUUAAAAAAAUGUUUCAUACAAUAUCUUUGUUGUUUACAGUGCCUUAGGAAAUUAUUCUGACCCCUUUACUUUUUCCACAUU